AUGGCUGCACCAGUGGAUCCCGUCUUUCACCACAAGUUCACAAUCCUGCCAGAGUAUUUCGUCGAUUACUAUGCAGUCGCAGAUGGGAGUCCUAGUGGCAAGGCAACUACACAGCCGGGCUUAGGCCUCCUCGACAAGGCUGUCGGAAGUCCUGGUCAGUGCCAAGAUAGCGGGGAGGGCAAGCCGUGGGAGCGUUUUGCUUCCCAUGUCAAUCAGCUCAAUAAAGAGAGCCCAGACGGUGUCGACUACAAGGUCUUGUACCUGACAAGGCACGGUUUGGGAUUCCACAAUGUCCAAGCCGCUAAAGUCGGAACUGCUGAGUGGGAUAGAUAUUGGUCUCGUCUCGACGGCGACGGCGUCGUCACGUGGCUUGAUGCUGAGCUCGUUGACACGGGUAUUCGCCAAGCGAGGGACCUUAAUGCCUUUUGGAAAGCAGUCACUACGGCAGAGGGUGUUCCAUUCCCUGAGUCCUUUUACACCAGCCCCUUGCGUCGGUGCCUCGAAACAAGCAAGCUCGCGUUUGGUAGCUUGGUGGAAGAGAGAGGCCAGGAAUUCACGCCUGUCAUUAAGGAGGGUUUAAGAGAGCGUAUGACGGACCACACAUGUGACAAACGGAGUUCCCGGACGUGGAUCAAAAGCGCUUACCCGACGUACACUAUUGAACCUGGCUUUACCGAAGAGGAUGAGCUGUGGAAAGCAGACCAGUUUGAGGAUACCGAGAGUCACGUUGCAAGGAAGCAGAAGGUUUUGGACGAGAUCUUUUCCACUGAUAAGAACCAGUUUAUGUCGUUGACUGUACAUUCAUAUGCCAUAGCUGCGAUCCUUCAAGUCGGUGGCCAAGAGGAGUUCAGGGUAAGAGAGGGUUCAUCCAUCGCCAUUCUUGUCCGGGGUGAGAGGACAACUCCUCCAGCCAGAUAG
Colletotrichum truncatum is the source of this 918-nucleotide messenger RNA. RefSeq names its product phosphoglycerate mutase. Gene Ontology annotation, molecular function: phosphatase activity. The record is from RefSeq and is a predicted model, not a curated record. Gene Ontology annotation, cellular component: cytoplasm. NCBI's taxonomy places the organism in Eukaryota, Fungi, Ascomycota, Sordariomycetes, Glomerellales, Glomerellaceae.